Octopus bimaculoides (California two-spot octopus) is the source of this 7078-nucleotide messenger RNA. RefSeq names its product putative G protein-coupled receptor CG31760. Gene Ontology annotation, molecular function: G protein-coupled receptor activity. Gene Ontology annotation, cellular component: membrane. Gene Ontology annotation, biological process: G protein-coupled receptor signaling pathway. Lineage: Eukaryota; Metazoa; Mollusca; Cephalopoda; Octopoda; Octopodidae. The record is from RefSeq and is a predicted model, not a curated record.
UGAUGAUUUUUUCUUCCAAUUUAACUGCUAGACUGCAGCUGAUAGCAAAGCGUAUGCUCUUCCCAGCUGGUUCUCGCACAACUGUUUCCUCAACUCAACAACCACUUCGCUUCCUUCUAAAUGUUCUUCUUUUUCUAUUUUUUAUCCUUCUAUACCUCGGUCUAUCAUCGGUCUCAGUUUCAAAACCUGGUUGUUAACUGUCUGUUGUCAGAAAUUACCUACAUAUCUUCUCUAAUGUAAAACAAAACGAAGUACAAAAGUAUAACAAUAUCAAUAUUAAUAAUAACAACAGUAUCAAUACUAAUGCACAACUGGAAAUAACUUCUAUAAUAUUUAUUUUACAUUAAAAUCGGAUUCUGGAAUUCUGGAAUGGUUUUAAAAAUCGACUGAGAAUGGAAAAAGACAAAGCAAGCAUAAACCCAAAAUAUUAGAUACAUACACACACACACGCACAUAUAUAUAUACAUAUAUAUAUGUUAUGAUUAUAUUUCUAUGUAUAUUCUGGCUAAAUACACUUGUUACAGAAAUGUCACAACUUUUGUUCAUGUUGUUUAACUGGCUGUAUGGGACGAAAAGAGAAAUAUCACAUAUGAAAUUCAAAUUAUUGAAUUACAAGAAAAUUCCAGAAUUAAAGUAAAGAAGAAAAACUAAUACAUUAUUUGCUUAUUUAUUAUAUUACUUUGAGGAAAGAACAUGUUACACGAAUACAGGCAUUAAUAUUACCUUUAAACGCUGUCGUUGCAUGGCAGAUAUGUUUUUAUAGUGGUACCUAUGCAAAGUUUAUGCAAAUUAUAGAAAUUUAUAGAAAAUCCUCCUUGGGUGGUUGUAUGAAUGACUGUGUAUUUAGUUAUCCCUUUAAUACUAUUAUACUUUUAACACGUGCCCAUGGUGUCUUCCAACAGAAUUACCCUACAAGGAUCCAGGCAAAAACCAAAAGCAAGUUGUUUUUGUUUAUGAUUUAAUUCUUAAUUUUACAACUGCUGUGUAUAUAUAUAUCACCUUCCCGAGCGUCGAACUAAUACACCUGCUUGUUGUUUAUACACCUGUCUUCGUCUUUUGUUUUUCUGUAAAUUUCAACUAUAUGCAUACAUUGUAUAUAUAUAUAUGUAUGAAGAACUGUUUAUGGUUGUGUAUGGUUAUGUGGAGACAUAAAACAAGUUGUCUUUCAUAAAACAAAACGAAAUUAAUUGUUUUUGUUUGUUUUAAGUAUGAGAAAAAUUGAGUAUAGAAAAAUACUGGGAAUAAGAAAAGGUGGUUACUAGUAACUCACUCGUUUUGAACUGUACUUUCAACAAAAAUAAUAAUAAAUGCAGAAGUUGCAUCCCAAGACAAGACUGUAAAACUUCACUUAUAUAUAUACAAUACACACACACACCCACCCACACAUAUAACAUAUAUAUAUAUAUAUAUAUAUAUAUAUAUAUAUAUAUAUAUAUAUAUAUAUAUACAUAUAUAUAUAUAUAUACAGACACACACAUAUGUUUGUGUAUGAAGAUGUUGCAAGAUAUCAGUGCCAAAUGUAAAUAGUUAACCAGUGCACAAAGUACAAGCAACAUAUAUGUGUAUGCGUGUGUGUAUGUGUGUGUGUGUACAUACAUACAUACACGGAAUUAAGACGCAUAUAAGUAGAAAAUAUAGAAAUACAUAAUUUUACACACAGGCAUAUAUAAUGCCAAAUAUAUGUAUGUUAUUUUAGUUUAACGUUCAAUUAAGAAUGUCAGUGUGCAGCAUUCGGUGACGUUAUACUGCCGGUACAUCCACGGAGUUUCUAUCUAACAUCAGAGUUCUGAAAAUCUACACGUGAAAUCUUCUAUUGGAAACAUCAGUUAAUGAGCAUUCGUCGAUAUCAAGAAACCAUUGGAAACGGAAUAUACCUCAGAAUAUCCAGCAAAGCAAUUUUGUUUGCCGGUGAGUUUCCACGUAUCCAACACUUCUGUUCUUUUUAAUUCGGUUUUUGAUUAAGCCGUGUAUUUGAUCCGUGUAUGGAUUGAAAGAGAGAUUUUUAAAAUAUACAUUAUUCAGUGAUGGCAGUUUGGAGGUAUUUCCCAUCUACCGAAAGCUACUAAGUGUAUAGCCAUACUCCCACUAAGCUAUACAAACUCAUCAAAAAAGAAGUAAGAAAAAUAUUGAUUUGCAAAAGGAAAGCAAAAUCAUGUACAAACACGGAUUGAAACACAUUUCCUUAGUGCCCUUAAUGUGCACUUAUAUUUCACUUAUUUUGAUAAUUGGAACAACAUUUUCUCUGGCUUUUGAAAAUUCUGCGACCGAAGCAUCAGUCAGAAACACAACGGUAGAGGGCUAUUACACAUAUCAAUAUUUAGAUCUGAAUGCAACAGAUGAUGAUAUAAAUGAGUAUGGAACAUCUGAUGGAGGAAAAAGUGAAACGAAUGAUGUUGCUGGCUCUGUCGAUGACGAUGACGAUAUUGUUUCUAAAUUUCUCAGUCUUGUCGAAGAAUAUAAGAAGAAUAAGAAAAACUGCACAAAAGGUACAUCAUAUAAUCUUGGCGCGGGUGUAGUGCGUCAGUAUGGUUUAAACAGGUUCAAAAAGCAAGCAGAUGUCGCCUUAAGUAGAGCUAACCUCCUUACAAGACUUUGGAAGAAUGACCCAUCAGGUUUGAUGGAUUCAGAGUUUCUUCUAUAUUCCAGUGUUAGAAAUAUGGUCGAAGGUGACCCUGAUAUGUUUGCAGCUGGAAAUUGUUAUAACGUCAAUGAAUACAAGGAUUAUUACUUAUUCUGUCCUUACGCUUAUAUCAUGCCUGAUGGGCGUAUCAACGUUAAAGAUUUGUCAGUUGAAUACGAUUACUAUACAAACGAUUGGUUUUACAACUGCAGAGUAAGUGCUAAUAAACGAAUACAAACAGCAAAUUAUACAGUUGAUGUUUGGCAGAAACGCUAUAAUGACACCUAUCAAGGAGAAUUCUUAAACGAUUCCAUCAUAUUGGUCCGUUAUGAAGAUGGCUAUUGGAGCAAACCAUAUUUUGACUGCGGUGGAGGAUACAUUUGGAUGAUGACUUAUAUUACACCGUUUUUCGGGUUUAAAAAUAAUAGCUUUUAUUUCAAAGGCACAAGCGGCAUUGAUAUAGAUUUGGAAAAAGUAGACAUCAACCAAUGUCCUCAGACAGACGGUUCUAAAGAAACAAAUGUAUUUGCCGGUUCUCACCGAUGUCGAACGGAAACUACCAAGUGUAUUCCCAUCAGAGGACUCGGUUUUCGAAGAGGUUCUUACCGAUGUGUUUGCAAAGAUUCUUUCUACUUCCCCAAUGUUACAGCAGAACAUAGAUAUUUCUUCGGCACUGACGUAGAACACGAAUACGAAAAGGCAAAGAGAAAAGAACCAAACACUUAUUAUAGUAGUUUCGCUUGCCUCCCUUGUGCGCCAGGCUGCGAGACAUGUGUUGAUGGAAGUCCAUGCAUUUUAGCACUUAACUGGGUUCUGAGAAGCAUUGUUCUAGGAAUUGCAGGAUUAAUCAUGUGCUGUAUUCCGAUAUUAAUCUGGUUUACAGUGCAAUAUCGAGAGGUCAAGGUUCUUAAGGCCUCCAGUCCGUUGUUGAUGCGGAUUAUUCUUCUGGGAGCAUUUUUCUUAUAUUGUCCCCAAAUUGUGGGCUACUUUGAAGCGUCGGUAAUCACUUGUUGUCUGCGUUUCUGGUUGCGAGAAAUAGGAUUUUCGAUAUCAUACGGAGCUCUCCUGUUAAAAACAUGGCGGAUAUCUGUUGUGUUUCGAGUCCGUUCAGCUCAAAGAAUAAAGAUAUCAGACGCAGAUUUAAUAAAAAGGCUGGUUAUCAUAGUUUUGAUAUUUGCAGCUUUUCUUUCUGGGCGGACAAUAGCUGGACGUCCGAGAGUUGUAAAAGGUAAACACACUAGUGGAUUGCAAGCGUUCCAAUGUUCGUCUGAUUGGUGGGACCAUUCGGCUGCUAUAGCCGAGCUUCUCUUCCUGCUCUGGGGAGUACGAUUAUGUAUUGUUGUACGAAAAGCACCGUCUGAAUUCAACGAAAGUCGGUUUAUAAGUUGGGCCAUAUACAACGAAACUUUACUUUCAUUAUUUUUAAAUGUUUCCAUGAUAUUUUUCCAGGAUCCAUUCCCAUCUAAUCCUGAUCUACUUUAUCUUGUCGUCUUCAUACAUUCACAACUUACAACAACAGUGACAUUGGCUUUUCUCUUUGGAAGCAAGGCAUACCACGUAUACAAGACUCGAGGGAAAGAACAACAGCAACAGCAGUCGCAUUCGACAAUGUUAGCACGAACUGGCAAAUUCGUACCAGGCUCCAAGUCAACAACAGCAGUGUUAAGUACAUUUACCUCAAGUGGUAAUCCUUCUGCCAUUGGAGACAAAACAGAGGAAGGAGAAAAUGAAAGUUUCCUUGAGAAAGAUAUACAGGAAGAAUUCCGCCGCCUAUACACUCAACUGGAAUUACUUAAACAGCGAAACAUGAAGUUAGGCAAUCCUCACUUACAACAUAAACUGUCGGCAAUGACGGAAGCGGCAAAAAAAGAUGACUUGCCAGAGUCGACUCCGUCAUCACCGAACAUUAACGGGAAACGUGUGGUAAUCAACUUGGACGACUAUCACGAGGCUACAAGUUUAUAAGAAGCAUAGCAAGAUGAAACAACAUCCUUCGGUAAAAAUAAGAAUAUGUUGCAACCGACUGAAAGACAGAAAGCAAUAUAUAUAAUGCAAGUGGAAUGUGUAACCAAAAACCCCAAAACUGCUCUAAGUAUUUUAACUUCGAACUCAUCAAUACGCAGGUUUGAAGGAAAGUGGAUCACUUACACUCAGAUAUGUAUGUAUGUAUGUAUGUAUGUAUGUAUGUAUGUAUGUACACACACACACACAGAUACAUACAUAUGUGUGUGUGUGUGUGUGUGUGUGUGUGUGUGUGUGUGUGUGUGUGUGUGUGUGUGUGUGUGUGUGUGUGUGUGUGUAAUUUGGUACGAAAAUCUGUACAAACAAGAAAAAGGAACAAGAAAAAAACUAAAUACGAAAUACAGAGUUACAUUUUAUUUAUUGAAUACUAAAAACUUCCCUAAUAGAUUCUCCGAGCUUCACAUUUUCAAAAGAAAUGUAAAACAGAUAGGGAAGAUUUCAGUUUAUGGCAUAUACAUACAUAUACACAUACAUACAUACGCACACAUAUAUAGACAUACAUGCAUACAUAUAUACUUACAUACAUACAUACAUACAUACAUACAUACAUACAUACAUACAUACAUACAUACAUGCAUACAUACAUACAUGCAUGUGUAUGUGUGCGUGUAUGCGCGCUCGUGUGUGUGUAUGUAUGAGAGUGUGUGUGUUUUGGGAAGCCUUUACAUGCAGGAUAUUACGUAUAAAGACUUACAGAGAAACGCCUGCAGAAGAACAUCAGUCUGGAUAUAAAUUUUAAAAUAUAUUCGGAAAAAGUACAAGGACCAAACAAAUAAAUAAUAAUUAAAAAUGGUGUGAGGUUAAUCAGUUUAACCAUCAUUCUAAAUUUGCUUAGCAAAUACUUCCUAUCUUUCCUCGGAGGAAUUCAUUAGCUGUUUAUUAUAUCUUUUUUAUGUUUAUUAAUGUUUUCAUUAUUUUCAAAAAGUUUCUGUUGAAAUAAGUUUUUAGUUAUUAUGUUUUUCCUUUGAACAAACUUUUUUUCCGCUUUGUAUUACUUCUGUUAUUAUUGUUAUGAGAAUAGCUAUUGUUGUCGUUGUUGUUACUGUUGUUGUUGCUGCUGUUGUUGUUGCUCUUCCUGAUGGGGGCGAGUUCCUAAUAUUUGUUUACUUUAUCACACAAAACUAACACUCCUGUCUGUUGCAAUAGCAAGAAAUAUUAAAUGAAUGAAUAAAUAUAUUGAUAUCGGAAACGAUAUGUAAGUAAUAUUGUCAUCAAAUGUUGUUCAAUUUAUAAAUUAGAGGUGAGUAUCCUAGGAAAGGGUUACUGGAAUGGAACAAAUGGUGAUUCUAGGAAAUGCGUUGUUUUUGUUUUUCAUUAUUAUUGUCAUUCUGUCAACUCAAGCCUUGCAUAUGUAGCAGACUUCAUAUCUACGGUACCAUGCAAUUUGUUCUCCUCCACUAUCUAAUACUUUCCUGAUGAUUCUGGCCGUUCCAAGUAGGCAAACUUUUUUGCAGCAACUCUACUGGGUACUCUAUUCCCAUUUCCUUUAUAUUCCUCUCAAUACCUUCUGAUACUUUCCCUAAGACCCCAUCAAUAAUUAGCAAUAUCUUCACUAUUUUCAUUUUCCACAGUCAAGCUAUCAUGUAUUUAAGUGGAUUGUAUACGUCUAUUUGUACCUAUAGUAGAAAGGAUUAUUAUUAUUAUCAUUAUCAUCAUUAUUAAUAUUAUUAUUAGUGUAACGAGACGGCUUUUCAAAUCUUUACAGAUACGAGCUGACAGGAUAAGUGGGUGAAUUUAAUGGGAGAUAGAAUUUAUAUAACAUAUUGAGCAAACUCAUUAAAAGUGAGAAAGGUUGGAAAAUUAUGUUAAUUCCAAACGGGGAAAGAAUGAUAUUUUUAAUGCUCCCAGAAAGCAAUGUUAAUAAUGAAUUUUUUCAUUUAAAAAAAUGGGGAAGGUUAAAAUGGUGUUAGAGAAAGACUUGGUUAUUAUCAAACUACGUUUUGCAGAUGUGAUUAUGGAUAUCAAAUAUGUAACAGAAUAGCAUAAAUAUAAAAAUGUAGGCCAGCUCAUGUCAAGUCUUACGGAAAAAAUAUUCGUAGAAUUACAUACGAGAAAAUGAUUUUCAUACUAAAGAAGUUAUAAAAUAUCAUGAAAUGAUAAACGGCAUUAACUAAUCUAAACCACUAUCAAACCCAUUUUCAUUAUAUGGAAAUUGAUAUUAUACUGAGCACAAAAUUUGAUAAUGCUUGGAAAUACAAAGCAACAUUACUAUGAAAAGGAAAUUAGAUUUCAGAUAUGAUACCGGUGUUAAUAUGAAUGUAUUGUAAAAUAAAAAUUGUCUUGAUAUCAAAAUCUAGAGAGCUCGGAAAUGAAACCAAUAUACAGUUAAAGUGUGAUAUUGAUAUCAAAUAGUGUUGUGAAGUAACUGUGUUAUCUAACGUUUCGGUAACGAUCUAGAUAUGAAACAUUGAAGCAAUAUAGAAAAUAAUUGAUUUU